Nyctereutes procyonoides (raccoon dog) is the source of this 2693-nucleotide messenger RNA. RefSeq names its product purinergic receptor P2Y12 (gene P2RY12). The coding region runs from base 353 to 1372 and encodes 339 amino acids. Gene Ontology annotation, molecular function: G protein-coupled purinergic nucleotide receptor activity. The transcript has 4 exons. Gene Ontology annotation, cellular component: membrane. The record is from RefSeq and is a predicted model, not a curated record. Gene Ontology annotation, biological process: G protein-coupled receptor signaling pathway; blood coagulation. Lineage: Eukaryota; Metazoa; Chordata; Mammalia; Carnivora; Canidae.
GCAGCACAGAACACGUUCUCAAAUCCAGGGUCAGACUUCAAGGCACCCCAGGUCCACGCUGUACUGCAUUACUCAACAUUUCCUCAAGACACCGGGGUACUUCCUUCCUUUGCUGCUGCUCCUCCCGCCACCUAAAAUACUCCGACCUCCUGCCUCUCACGCGUAACACUCAAGAUUUACUGAUGAAAGCUCAGCAGAUACUCCAUUAUAAAGAGUUAUAACAACUAAACUAAGACAUUGAAAGGAAAAUACCAGAUGACACUCUGCAGGAUCAUUAAAUGCCACUUAAUGGAUACAUUUAAAUCCUCCUGAAUCAACACAGUAACCAGGUAGCAAAGAAGAAACACAAGCCAUGGACAACCUUACCUCUGUGGCUGGGAAUGGCAGUCUGUGUACCAGAGAUUACAAAAUCACCCAGGUCCUCUUCCCACUCCUCUACACUGUCCUGUUUUUUGUUGGCCUCAUCACAAACAGCCUGGCAAUGAGGAUCUUCUUUCAAAUCCGCAGUAAAUCCAACUUUAUUAUUUUUCUUAAGAACACAGUCAUUUCUGAUCUUCUCAUGAUUCUGACUUUUCCGUUCAAAAUCCUCAGUGAUGCCAAGCUGGGAACAGGACCACUGAGAACCUUUGUGUGUCAAGUGACCUCCGUCGUAUUCUAUUUCACAAUGUACAUCAGCAUUUCAUUCCUAGGACUGAUAACUAUUGAUCGCUACCAGAAAACCACCAGGCCAUUUAAGACGUCCAGCCCCAACAACCUCUUGGGGGCUAAAAUUCUCUCCGUUGUAAUCUGGGCAUUCAUGUUCUUACUCUCUUUGCCCAACAUGAUUCUGACCAACAGGAGGCCGAGAGACAAGAACGUGAAGAAAUGCUCUUUCCUCAAAUCAGAGUUUGGUCUGGUCUGGCAUGAAAUAGUCAAUUACAUCUGUCAAGUCAUUUUCUGGAUUAAUUUUUUGAUUGUCAUUGUAUGUUACACACUCAUUACAAAAGAACUCUACAGGUCGUAUGUGAGAACAAGAGGCGUAGGCAAAGUCCCCAAGAAAAAGGUAAACAUCAAAGUUUUCAUUAUCAUUGCUGUAUUUUUUAUUUGUUUUGUUCCUUUCCAUUUUGCACGCAUUCCCUACACCCUGAGCCAAACCCGGGAUGUCUUUGACUGCUCAGCUGAGAACACUCUAUUUUAUGUUAAAGAGAGCACACUUUGGUUAACCUCUUUAAAUGCAUGUCUGGAUCCAUUCAUCUACUUUUUCCUUUGCAAGUCCUUCAAAAAUUCCUUAAUGAAUAUGCUAAGGUGCCAGAAUCCUGCAACAUCUCUAUCCCACGAAAAUAGGAAAAAAGAACAGGAUGGUGGUGACCCAAGUGAAGAGACUCCAAUGUAAACCAACUAAGGUAAUAUUUCAAUUGAUUAGUGUUUGGAACAUUCAAAAGGAAAGCACUGUGUACAAACACUCACUAACAAUGACUCUCUAAACACGGAGCAGAAAACAACAGAAGUAAUUUUCAUUUACUUUUCCAGUAUUAAAAGCUACCUAGAAGAAGAAACCUAACAUGUAGAUAUGUAGGAAAAACAAACUAUGUAAUCAUGAUGGUUACGAGGCAAACUACACACAAUUGAGGAUUUGUAAAGUGUUGGCUAAAUGGGUGACCAUACAGUAUCUAUUGUAAUUUUUUAAAAUACGAUAUUGAACACAAUGCUAUCAAGUUAUAAUCAACUAAAGACUGAUAAAUCAUAUAAAAAUCUUCUGACUGAAAAUUAAACUUACUAAGAUGUAUAUACACCUUACUCACUCCCUAACCAAAUGCUGGUUUUAUUGGGAUACUCAUUAUAAAAAUGUAAAUGGAACACACAAAGAAUAUUAACUACGAACUUCUCAUUAUCAGCAAAAGUCUAAGAAAUUUAAAUUGAAGUGAUAAUUGGACUGAAAUUUUUUAAUUUUUCAUUUAUAAGAGGUUUAAGAAUAUAUUUCCAAUAAAAAGAACAAAAACAACAAAGUGACUAAAAUUUAUUUUUAUGACAUUCUAAUACCAAAAAAACUCUGAAUAUCUCCUUAAUGCUAGGGAAGACAGUUUUAUUAAUGGUACAAUACCAUGACUGCUACUUACCUUUAUUAACUAGCUUCUAAAAACUACAUGCUACUUGGUUUUAAUGAAUAUUUGCAUCAGUAAGAAAAACAAAUGUGAUUAUGUGGUUGCAAAGCUUAACUAUUAACAGAAAAGUGGUUAAAAUGUUUGUAAUUAUUGGUUUGUAAUUUGUGUGUAAUACCAAAAAAAUGUAUAUUAAACUCUAAAUCACACUUUGCUGGAAUUUCUUUAUUCAAAGACAUCAGAUACCACAACUCACCUCUUACAUACUCCUACAUCAAACAUCAAACCCAAUUAAUAAAGGAUAACUGCCAAAAUGGUUUUACGACACCUUAUUGGACAAAGUCUCUGUUGAAAAUGGUGUUAACACAUCAUGAUUAGUUCAUUAGUAAAUGAUGUCUGAUUCUACACAAGCCAUACUAUUUUUAAUAUAAACAAAAUACAUAACACACUUGGAAACUUGUUUAUCUCAAUUAUUUAUGAUCCUCAGAGGUGAUUCUCAAAUGUAAGGCGUGGAUACCAAUAUCAAAAUAUGAGAGAGGAAAUAAAAAGGGUGAGUUGCAGUAUAAGGAAGUUCACUGAACUUCAGCAUUAAUCGAUUUUAUCUAACUCCUCCAG